Mastomys coucha (southern multimammate mouse) is the source of this 1528-nucleotide messenger RNA. RefSeq names its product SPOUT domain containing methyltransferase 1 (gene Spout1). Gene Ontology annotation, molecular function: miRNA binding. NCBI's taxonomy places the organism in Eukaryota, Metazoa, Chordata, Mammalia, Rodentia, Muridae. The transcript is spliced from 12 exons. Bases 41 to 1174 code for a protein of 377 amino acids. Gene Ontology annotation, cellular component: mitotic spindle; kinetochore; spindle pole centrosome. The record is from RefSeq and is a predicted model, not a curated record. Gene Ontology annotation, biological process: miRNA processing; maintenance of centrosome location.
GAGGCAAGGCUAUUGGCAGGCGCGUGGUGUUCCUGGAAACAUGGCGGAGCUCCCGAGGAAGCGUCCGUGUGGCCCGGGUGAACAUGGCCAAAGGGUUGAAUGGAGAAAAUGGAAACAACAGAAAAAAGAGGAGAAAAAGAAAUGGAAGGACCUCAAGAUAAUGAAAAAACUGGAGCGGCAGCGUGCGCAGGAGGAACAGGCUAAGCGCCAGGAGGAGGAGGAAGAGGCCGCUGCCCAGAGGAGCAACCAAGGACGGCCUUACACUCUGAGUGUGGCCCUGCCAGGCUCCAUCCUGGACAACGCCCAGUCACCUGAGCUCCGCACCUACCUGGCUGGCCAGAUAGCCAGAGCCUGCACCAUCUUUUGUGUGGAUGAGAUUGUGGUGUUCGAUGAGGAGGGCCAAGAUACCAAGAGUGUGGAAGGAGAAUUCAGGGGAGUUGGCAAGAAGGGGCAGGCAUGUGUCCAGCUGGCCCGCAUCCUGCAGUACCUGGAAUGUCCACAGUACCUGAGAAAGGCAUUCUUCCCCAAGCACCAGGAUCUGCAGUUUGCAGGAAUCCUCAACCCCUUGGACAGCCCUCACCACAUGCGUCAGGAUGAAGAAUCCGAGUUCCGAGAAGGCGUCGUGGUGGACCGGCCCACCAAGGCAGGCCAUGGCUCUUUGGUCAACUGUGGAAUGAAGAAGGAAGUGAAGAUUGACAAGAAACUGGACCCUGGACUUCGGGUGACUGUGAGACUGAACCAGCAGCAGCUCCCAGAAUGCAAGACAUACAAAGGAACAGUCGUGUCUUCACAGGAUCCCCGCACCAAAGCUGGUCUCUACUGGGGCUACACUGUCCGGCUGGCCUCUUGCCUCAGUGCUGUGUUUGCUGAGUCUCCCUUCCAGGAUGGGUAUGACCUGACCAUUGGGACAUCAGAACGUGGCUCCAACGUGGCCUCUGCCCAGCUGCCCAGCUUCAGGCAUGCUCUUGUGGUGUUCGGAGGCAUCCAAGGGCUAGAAGCUGGAGUGGAUGCUGACCCGAACCUUGAAGUGGCAGACCCCAGUGUCCUCUUCGACUUUUACGUCAACACAUGCCCUAGCCAGGGCAGCCGUACCAUCCGCACUGAGGAGGCCAUACUCAUCUCACUGGCUGCUCUGCAGCCUGGCCUCACCCAGGCGGGGUCGAGGCCCACCUGACCGCUUUCUGGACCCAGGAUGUAGAGGAAGCAGUAAGACAUGGAGGAUUGCUGGGCAGUGGUGGCGCACGCCUUUAAACUCAGCACUUGAAAGGCAGGUGGAUUUCUAAGUUCGAGGCCAGCCUGGUCUACAGAGUGAGUUCCAGGACAGCCAGGGCUAAACAGAGAAACCCUGUCUUGAAAAACAAAGAAAGACAUGGAGGGUUCCAGGAGUAGAAAUGGUCAAGACUUCUCUCCAAAAAUAACUGCCUUUAAUGUACGCCAGCCCCAUCUCCCCAGGGUCUCAUGUGAGUUCUCCACUGUCACUUGCUGCCAGCAGUGAUGGCCUUGAGGUUUCCAGCUCGAGCCAGAAUAU